This is a messenger RNA of Pyrenophora tritici-repentis Pt-1C-BFP, 204 nucleotides long. NCBI's taxonomy places the organism in Eukaryota, Fungi, Ascomycota, Dothideomycetes, Pleosporales, Pleosporaceae. The record is from RefSeq and is a predicted model, not a curated record.
AUGAUCGGCUACAUUGCCCUGACUGGCGGGUAUUGCGGUAUCACGGCAUGGUCGGCAGCAGAUGAAAAAGAUGACAGAAGACACGCCGACGGCACAACCAUUCAAGACAAAGGACAUAAAACGCCGGCGCUCAGCAGUGAUUUUAGUUCUAAUAAUCUUCGCUCUACAGUGCACGGUCACCAGAUGAUCACCAACGCCAGUUGA